AUGGCAAGCUUAGCUAUCGUAACAGUAUCCAACAUUACCACCGAUCAAUAUGCUCUUCUUGCCUUGAAGGCUCAAAUUUCUUAUGAUCCUCGUAAUGUUUUGACAAGCAACUGGUCUGUCAGCUCCUCCAUUUGCAGUUGGGUUGGUGUCACUUGUGGUUCCGGCCAUCAACAAGUCAUCGCUUUGAACCUUUCUUACAUGGGUCUUGUAGGCACCAUUCCUCCACACAUAGGAAACCUUUCAUCUCUUGUCAGUCUUAGCAUCGAAAACAAUAGUUUUCAUGGCUCUCUACCCAACAAGUUGGCCUGUCUUUACAAAUUGCAACACUUAUCCCUUGGAUUCAAUAAGUUUGGCGGAGAAAUCCCGACAUGGAUUGGUUUGUUAACCAAACUUCAAAAUUUGUCGCUACAUGGUAACAAUUUCAGAGGGACUAUUCCAUCAUCUCUAUCUAACAUAUCUUCAUUACAAACUAUUAAUCUUAGUUAUAACCAACUUUCGGGCCCCAUUCCAUCCUCCAUCUUCAACAUAUACAAUAUGAAAAGAAUGGAUCUUGCUGAUAACAUGCUUUCUGGUCCGAUGCCUUCCAUUAUUUCCUACAUGUCUUCACUGCAGUAUUUAUCAUUGACAAAUAAUUAUUUCAGUGGAAGUUUACCUUCAGAAAUUGGAAACUUAAUCAUGCUCUCAGAUUUAUAUCUUUCCGGCAACAACUUUGAAGGUAUGCUUAAUCCUACUUCUGUUGAUGGAUUUAUAUGA
Corylus avellana is the source of this 753-nucleotide messenger RNA. The record is from RefSeq and is a predicted model, not a curated record. Lineage: Eukaryota; Viridiplantae; Streptophyta; Magnoliopsida; Fagales; Betulaceae.